Oryzias latipes (Japanese medaka) is the source of this 1031-nucleotide messenger RNA. RefSeq lists its product as uncharacterized. Lineage: Eukaryota; Metazoa; Chordata; Actinopteri; Beloniformes; Adrianichthyidae. The record is from RefSeq and is a predicted model, not a curated record.
ACCAUUUAAAAAUCAACUUUGCGUGACAAACUCACCUUGGAGCUUUGAAACUGUGACUGAGAGCGAGAGUUCACAAUGACAGAGGAGAUUUACCUCGCCAAAAUUCAGGGUCUUCAGGACCAGCUAGACAGCUGUAAGCUGGAUUGUGGGCGGCUGCAGAAGCAGAAUGAGGACCUGCUCAUUCUGACCCACAGACAGGAGAAGGACAAAGUGGAAGCCAGUAAGCGUGUAACUCUCAUGGCAGCACAGAAGGAGAAAAGGUUGGAUGAGCUGCACGGUGAGCUGAUCCGCCAGAAAGAAAGUGGCCAGCAAAUGGUUAGAGAAACUCUGCAGAAUCACAGCCGGGAGAUGGAAGAGAUGCAGCAGCAAACUGACAAGCUUAACGCUGUUAAAGCCCUGCAAGCUGCAGGUAUAGAGGAAGGUGACAAGAAGCUGAUGGAGCUGAAGCAGCAGAAGUUUCGAGUGGAGCUACUGGAGAAGGAGGUUCUUCUUGCAGAAGCUGAGUUCCACAAAAUAUCGGAGGAGGAGAAGUCACUGAAGAAAAAGUAUUUGGAAAACCUGCAGGAAAGACUGGAAAAAAAAGUCGAAAGAGAUGCAGCAAUUUUUUUUGAUGAGCUGAAUGCUAGAAUUGAGAAAAGAGGCGAGUUUUGUAAGUUCUUGUCAAAGGAAGCUGAAGAACAGGCUCAGGAGGUUGCUGGUCUGAAAGACAAAAUAGCUGACAUCUUAGCGAUAAGGACUGACGUCAGGGCAGAGAGUAGCAUCAUUGCAGAGGAGAAAUCAUCUCUUAUCAAGGACACCAUGCAGACUAAAGUUUCCUGUCAAAGACGAUCGGCUCCACCCUCUCUGCUCCACUGGACUGCAGAACCAGAUACUGUUAGUGCUUCAGCCAUGUCCAUCCUGGCUCAGCCACCAGAGGAAUAGCAGGCAGAGACGUCUGGUUCUGCCACCUCAUUCCUCCUGGAUCCUAGAUUUACUUUACAAAUCCACCUAAAAUAAAUAUCUGCAUUUUUACAUAAAAAAAUGCAACGACA